AGGGCCUUCCUAGUCUACGUGGCAAAGAUUCAGACUCCUUUCCAAAUUCUGACGAGGCCCUGGAGGCCGGGCUCUGCCUGCCUGGGCUCCAGGGACACUCACCUCCUCUCAGUCACUGAACGUGCCAAACUCUUUCCCUGCUGGCCAGGCCACCUACAGUUCCCUCUGCUUGGAACGCCGUGCUGGAUGGCUGGUUUCUCCUCUGGUCUCAGGACAGAUGUCACCUUUGCUGACUGCCCAGCUCUCUUACUUUCUAUUACAGCAGCUGGUCAUUUGUUUCAUCAGCACUUACACAACUUGUAAUUGUCUGUUUUGUAUUUGCACUUUCAUUGUCUGUCUCCUCCACUGCCUGGUAAGCAACAGGCGGGCAGGGGCCACUUCUGUUUUACUCCCCAGUGUCUAGAUAGCCCCUAGCAGGAAGUCUAGUUGGCACUCGGUAAAUAGUGGCUGAAUGUAGGAACCACUGGAGGCAGAUGGGUGAAUGAGGAAGACCCUCCAUUUGGCCAGCCCCUCAUCCACACAGAGGGGCUCACAAGGGACUAGAGCUGACUGGGGACAGGUGGGGCUAUCCAGACCCCUAAGGUCUAGCUUCUGUGGCUUCUAAACUGCAACCUUGGGCAAGUUGCUGCCCCUUUCUCAGCCCCAUGUGCCUCAUCUAUAAGAGGUGAUUGAUGACAGUAUCUACCUCAUGCAGGUGUGAUCAGGAGUGGAUGAGAUGCUGCAUAGAAAGUGCUGGGCGUGGUUCCUGGUUCCUGAGUGGGCACUCAGUCGAUAGAGGAGUUGGUUGCUGGCUUCCUGGUCAUGGCUGUGCUCAACCUUUGCAAACCCAGCUGGGCUUCCCGUCAGCAUGGCCUGCUGAGACCACAUUGUGCAACACAUCCUUGGACAACCCAACCCAGAGAAACAAGGAUCAGCUGAUCCGGGCGGCUGUGAAGUUUCUGGACACAGACACCAUCUGCUACAGGGUGGAAGAGCCAGAGACAUUAGUGGAACUUCAAAAGAAUGAGUGGGAUCCAAUCAUAGCAUGGGCCGAGAAAAGAUACAGUAUGGAGAUCGGCUCCUCCACCAGCAUAAUGGGACCCAGCAUCCCGGCCAAGACGCGAGAGGUGCUCGUCAACCACCUGGCAUCUUACAACAUGUGGGCCCUACAAGGGAUUGAGUUUAUAGUGACCCAGCUCAAGUCCAUGGUGCUGACCUUGGGCCUGAUUGACCUGCACCUGACAGUGGAGCAGGCUGUGCUGCUGUCACGCCUGGAGGAGGAGUACCAGAUCCAGAAGUGGGGCAACAUUGAGUGGGCUCAUGACUACGAGCUGCAGGAGCUGCGGGCCCGAACCGCCGCCGGCGCCCUCUUCGUGCAUCUCUGCUCUGAGAGCACCACAGUCAAGCACAAGCUCCUGCAGGACUGAGGCCUGGGCAGCGCCUGCCCUGCACAACGGACGCGUACCGCUGCGGCUCCCCCGGCCUGCGGGGCUCCCCUCAUCUGGGAGGCUCUCCUGACCCGGGGGGCUCCUCUGGCCUGUGAGGUCCCCCUCACCUGCAGGGCUCCUCUGACCUUCAGGGCUCGGCCCCGCUCAGCAUCACCGAGAGACAGCCCUGAGACACCGGGCGCCGUCCAGGUCAGCCUGAUUCCAAGGCAGCAGUGAAGGAAGGAGAUGAGUUGUACCAGUGACUUUCUCUUGACCCUGAUUUUAUUAAAUAUUUCUCCACCCUGGAAACGUGUUGAGCCCUGUUUCCAUGGGCGCCUCUGUGCUUCUCCAUUCUUCUUGUUUUGUCUGGGCUGCACCAAGGUUAAGCAGCGUUAUCUCCCGCGGCGCGUUUGGUAUCUGCUGCCCGUGCUCGGGAACCUCACGCUGGGGAAGCAGCCGUGUCAUCCACAGACAACUCUAUUUGUGUUCUUCAGCCUUCAACCCGAAGACUUGUUUGGUUUUUUUUUUUUGCUGGAUUUUAAUCAAAAAAUCUUUUGAAAGUGA
Molecule: messenger RNA, 1970 nt
Organism: Lemur catta (Ring-tailed lemur)
Lineage: Eukaryota; Metazoa; Chordata; Mammalia; Primates; Lemuridae
Gene: ATPAF2
Product: ATP synthase mitochondrial F1 complex assembly factor 2
Exons: 6
Coding region: 672-1406 (244 amino acids)
Biological process (GO): mitochondrial proton-transporting ATP synthase complex assembly
Cellular component (GO): mitochondrion
Source: RefSeq, a predicted model, not a curated record